Balaenoptera ricei (Rice's whale) is the source of this 5345-nucleotide messenger RNA. It is a transcript of the gene PDS5A, whose product is annotated as PDS5 cohesin associated factor A. Gene Ontology annotation, biological process: DNA repair; mitotic sister chromatid cohesion. The transcript is spliced from 33 exons. NCBI's taxonomy places the organism in Eukaryota, Metazoa, Chordata, Mammalia, Artiodactyla, Balaenopteridae. The record is from RefSeq and is a predicted model, not a curated record. Bases 142 to 4158 code for a protein of 1338 amino acids. Gene Ontology annotation, cellular component: nucleus; chromatin.
GCUGCCCGGAGUUGCCGGUAAGGCCUCGGCGGCGCCGAGUGGCCAGGGGCGAGAGAAGCCGCCGGGGAGCCUCAGCCAAAGUUGAAGGAACAAAAUGUGAAAGGCCGGUAGAGGACUGUGAAAGAAAAGUUGUCCCCCAGGAUGGACUUCUCGACCGCGCAGCCCAAGCCUGCCCCUGCUCUCUGUGGCGUCGUGAGUGCCGACGGGAAGAUCGCUUACCCUCCGGGGGUAAAGGAGAUCACCGACAAGAUCACCACCGACGAAAUGAUCAAACGACUGAAGAUGGUAGUCAAAACUUUUAUGGAUAUGGAUCAGGAUUCAGAAGAUGAAAAACAGCAGUAUCUCCCACUAGCCUUGCAUCUAGCAUCUGAAUUUUUUCUCAGGAAUCCCAAUAAAGAUGUGCGUCUCCUUGUAGCAUGCUGUUUGGCUGACAUCUUUAGAAUCUAUGCCCCAGAAGCUCCAUAUACUUCCCACGAUAAACUUAAGGACAUAUUUUUGUUUAUUACCAGACAAUUAAAGGGUUUGGAGGAUACAAAGAGCCCGCAGUUUAAUAGAUACUUUUAUUUAUUAGAGAAUUUAGCUUGGGUUAAAUCAUAUAACAUCUGCUUUGAAUUGGAAGAUUGCAAUGAAAUUUUUAUUCAGCUUUUUAGGACUCUCUUCUCAGUGAUCAACAAUAGCCACAAUAAGAAGGUACAAAUGCACAUGCUAGACUUGAUGAGUUCUAUCAUCAUGGAAGGUGAUGGAGUUACUCAAGAAUUAUUGGACUCCAUUCUUAUUAACCUCAUUCCUGCACAUAAGAACUUAAAUAAACAGUCCUUUGACCUCGCAAAAGUCCUAUUGAAAAGGACAGUCCAGACUAUUGAGGCAUGCAUUGCCAAUUUUUUCAAUCAAGUCCUGGUGCUGGGAAGAUCGUCAGUAAGUGAUUUGUCAGAACAUGUAUUUGAUCUGAUUCAGGAACUUUUUGCUAUAGAUCCUCAUUUAUUAUUAUCUGUCAUGCCGCAGCUUGAAUUCAAACUGAAGAGCAAUGAUGGAGAAGAGCGAUUAGCUGUUGUUCGACUUUUAGCUAAAUUGUUUGGUUCUAAAGAUUCCGAUUUGGCAACACAGAAUCGUCCUCUGUGGCAGUGUUUUCUUGGACGAUUCAAUGACAUUCACGUUCCUGUGAGAUUAGAAAGUGUGAAAUUUGCGAGUCACUGUUUAAUGAAUCACCCAGAUUUAGCAAAGGAUCUCACAGAAUACUUGAAAGUUAGAUCACAUGAUCCAGAAGAAGCUAUUCGUCAUGAUGUCAUUGUUACUAUAAUAACAGCUGCCAAAAGAGACCUUGCCUUAGUAAAUGAUCAGCUACUUGGCUUUGUAAGAGAAAGAACACUGGACAAACGGUGGCGAGUAAGAAAAGAAGCUAUGAUGGGUCUGGCUCAGCUUUAUAAGAAAUACUGUCUUCAUGGUGAAGCAGGAAAGGAAGCUGCAGAGAAAGUCAGCUGGAUAAAGGACAAACUUUUGCAUAUAUAUUAUCAGAAUAGCAUCGAUGACAAACUGUUGGUAGAGAAAAUCUUUGCUCAGUAUCUUGUCCCCCACAACCUGGAAACAGAAGAGAGAAUGAAAUGCUUGUAUUAUUUAUAUGCUAGUUUGGAUCCAAAUGCUGUCAAAGCUCUGAAUGAAAUGUGGAAGUGUCAGAACAUGCUUAGAAGUCAUGUACGAGAACUAUUGGAUUUGCACAAGCAGCCUACGUCUGAGGCUAACUCUUCUGCCAUGUUUGGAAAACUGAUGACCAUAGCAAAGAAUUUGCCUGACCCUGGGAAAGCACAAGAUUUUGUGAAGAAAUUUAACCAAGUCCUCGGUGAUGAUGAAAAACUGCGGUCUCAGUUGGAGUUGUUAAUCAGUCCAACCUGUUCGUGCAAACAGGCAGAUGUUUGUGUGAGAGAAAUAGCCCGGAAACUUGCAAAUCCUAAGCAGCCAACCAAUCCUUUUCUAGAAAUGGUCAAAUUUCUGUUGGAAAGAAUUGCACCUGUGCACAUUGAUUCAGAAGCCAUCAGUGCACUGGUAAAACUAAUGAAUAAAUCAAUAGAGGGGACAGCAGAUGAUGAAGAGGAGGGUGUAAGUCCAGAUACAGCUAUUCGUUCAGGACUUGAACUUCUUAAGGUUCUGUCUUUCACACAUCCUACCUCGUUCCACUCUGCAGAGACAUAUGAGUCCCUGUUACAGUGCCUCAGAAUGGAAGAUGACAAGGUAGCAGAAGCUGCUAUACAAAUUUUUAGAAAUACAGGCCACAAAAUAGAAACAGACCUACCCCAGAUACGAUCGACCUUAAUUCCCAUCUUACAUCAGAAAGCAAAGAGAGGUACUCCCCACCAAGCAAAACAGGCCGUUCACUGUAUACAUGCCAUAUUCACAAAUAAAGAAGUACAGCUUGCACAGAUUUUUGAGCCACUCAGUAGGAGUCUCAAUGCUGAUGUACCAGAACAACUUAUAACUCCGUUAGUUUCAUUGGGCCACAUAUCUAUGUUAGCACCAGAUCAAUUUGCUUCCCCAAUGAAAUCUGUAGUAGCAAAUUUUAUUGUGAAAGAUCUGCUAAUGAAUGACAGGUCAACAGGUGAGAAGAAUGGGAAAUUAUGGUCUCCAGAUGAAGAGGUUUCCCCUGAAGUACUAGCAAAGGUACAGGCAAUUAAACUUCUGGUAAGGUGGCUGUUGGGUAUGAAAAACAACCAGUCUAAAUCUGCCAAUUCAACUCUUCGGUUAUUAUCAGCGAUGUUGGUUAGUGAGGGUGACCUGACAGAGCAAAAGAAGAUCAGUAAAUCUGAUAUGUCUCGCUUGCGAUUAGCUGCUGGUAGUGCCAUAAUGAAGCUUGCUCAGGAACCUUGUUACCAUGAAAUUAUAACCCCAGAACAGUUUCAGCUCUGUGCGCUUGUUAUUAAUGAUGAGUGCUAUCAAGUAAGGCAGAUAUUUGCUCAGAAGCUACAUAAGGCACUUGUGAAGUUACUCCUCCCAUUGGAGUAUAUGGCGAUCUUUGCCUUGUGUGCCAAAGAUCCUGUGAAGGAGAGAAGAGCACAUGCACGACAGUGUUUACUAAAAAAUAUCAGUAUACGCAGGGAGUACAUUAAACAGAACCCCAUGGCUACUGAGAAAUUAUUAUCGCUGUUGCCUGAGUAUGUAGUUCCAUAUAUGAUUCACCUGCUAGCCCAUGAUCCAGAUUUUACAAGAUCACAAGAUGUUGAUCAACUUCGUGAUAUUAAAGAGUGCCUGUGGUUCAUGCUUGAAGUUUUAAUGACAAAGAAUGAAAAUAACAGCCAUGCCUUUAUGAAAAAGAUGGCAGAGAACAUCAAGCUAACAAAAGAUGCCCAGUCUCCAGAUGAAUCCAAGACAAAUGAAAAACUUUAUACAGUGUGUGAUGUGGCCCUGUGUGUUAUAAAUAGUAAAAGUGCUUUGUGCAAUGCAGAUUCACCAAAGGAUCCGGUCCUUCCAAUGAAAUUUUUUACACAACCUGAAAAGGACUUCUGUAAUGACAAGAGUUAUAUUUCAGAAGAGACAAGAGUACUUCUGUUAACAGGAAAGCCAAAACCUGCUGGAGUACUAGGUGCGGUAAACAAGCCUUUAUCAGCAACGGGAAGGAAACCAUAUGUUAGAAGCACUGGAGCUGAGACUGGAAGCAAUAUUAAUGUAAAUUCAGAGCUGAACCCUUCCACCGGAAAUCGAUCAAGGGAACAGAGUUCAGAGGCAGCAGAAACUGGAGUUAGUGAAAAUGAAGAGAACCCUGUGAGAAUUAUUUCUGUGACACCUGUAAAGAAUAUUGACCCAGUAAAGAAUAAGGAGAUUAAUUCUGAUCAGGCUGCCCAGGGCAACAUCAGCAGUGACCGAGGAAAGAAAAGAACAGUAACAGCAGCUGGUGCAGAGAAUAUCCAACAAAAAGCAGAUGAGAAAGUAGAUGAAUCAGGACCACCUGCCCCUUCAAAACCCAGGAGAGGACGUCGACCCAAGUCUGAAUCUCAGGGCAAUGCAACCAGAAAUGAUGAUAUAAAUAAACCUCUUAGCAAGGGAAGAAAGAGAGCCGCAGUCAAUCAGGAAAGCCCUGGAGGUUUGGAAGCAGGUAAUGCCAAAGCACCCAAACUGCAAGACAUAGCCAAAAAGGCAGCACCAGCAGAGAGACAAAUUGACUUACAAAGGUAAAAAGAAAAUUCAUUUGCAAAGGGAGAAAAUGAAGGCCAAACAGAAGCAGGCUCUAGCUUCUGCAAAAACUUGGAUUCAAAAUGACCCUGAACAGAAAAUGAAGUUAACUUCAAAACACACUUUCUGCCUUGAAAAAUGAAAAAAGCUAUUACUUCCUUUUUUCACUUGACCACAAGUCCUUUGAUGGAAAUGUACAGCAGAAACUCUUGAGAGAGAGGCUGAAAGCAACUCUGUUCUACCCUCCCCCCAGACUUUUCUUAUGAAAAGUCAAUAAUUAAGCAAAUUGCUUAACACUUGGUUCCAGUUCCUGCAUAUCUGGAGUUUAACAGCAUAAUACACCAUUAAUUUCCAUGCUGCAGUCUUUAUUUUAAAGAAAUUAACAGGAUGUCCUUAUACUGACAGUGAGAAUUCAUCAAUUUUAGAGCCAGGAAUUUCCCAUGUUACACAAGAAAAUAAUAGAAGUCUACUGAAUUAAUUUUUUAGAAGAAAAGAAAUCAGAUUAAAUAUUUCUUUGUUUUUCCUUUUGGAAACUUUUAUGUAUAAUUCUUUCUGCCUGCCUACUUUUCUGCAAAAUGAGAUGUACAGAUUUCAGUUCCCUGCUAUGAAAAGUGAUGUGGUGGCAAUUUUAUAGAUGUUGCUUUCUGAUUUUUAUCAGAGUGAGAAAAUAAUUAAAAUUAUUAUUGAUUUCGUAUCACUUCAUAUUUUGAUUUCCCCUCCAUUUUAGUUUAAUAUAAUUUGCAAUAAAUGUACAUAUUGUUGUUUGUUUCAUAAAGCAUAUCAAUUUAAAGUGGUUUUUACUCCUGUGAUUAUGUUGGAAUAUUUGGAAUUUUAAAGGAGUAAAGACUGUCCAGCAUUUGGUUUUAUAAUGUUUGUCACCAGAUUUUUAUUAUUGAUGUAAAAAAAAAAAAAAAAAGCAAUUUUUUUAAAUAGUUGGACUCUGGCAGCUUUGUAAGGACAGUGGGAGGAGUUUAGGAUUGCCAUCAGUUUUCAGCAUUGUGCGAUUGGGAAGUAAGUGCUUUGCUUUUUGUCUGCCAGUCCGCGCUCCGUUUUUAUGUUUAUUUUAGAAAACAACUGUUGCAUCAAUAUAUUGUUUCUUGGCAUUGUUCAGCAUAGGUAAUGUGUGCACUUUUUGUGUACACAUAUUCAUAUUUAAGUUUUUUGCAUAAAAUAAAUGCUUCUAGAUGUCA